GUUGAUGGCGUCUGGCAGGCCUGGUCUCAGUGGUCCUCGUGUAACACAACAUGCGGCGGUGGCCGAAAGGAAAGGAAGAGAUUAUGCCAGGAGCCACAGCACGGAGGGAGCCCCUGUAGCGGGCCAUCAGCAGAAUAUCUUAGUUGUAAUGAGAACCCGUGUCCCAGUAAGAGUGAACAUAUAUACAUU
Messenger RNA from Lymnaea stagnalis (great pond snail), 189 nucleotides. The record is from the annotation of a GenBank genome assembly. NCBI's taxonomy places the organism in Eukaryota, Metazoa, Mollusca, Gastropoda, Lymnaeidae.